Molecule: messenger RNA, 1740 nt
Organism: Columba livia (rock pigeon)
Lineage: Eukaryota; Metazoa; Chordata; Aves; Columbiformes; Columbidae
Product: E3 ubiquitin-protein ligase RING2-A-like
Biological process (GO): negative regulation of DNA-templated transcription
Cellular component (GO): PcG protein complex; ubiquitin ligase complex
Molecular function (GO): ubiquitin protein ligase activity; chromatin binding
Source: RefSeq, a predicted model, not a curated record
CCCCGCCAUGGCCGCCCCCGCCAACGCGCAGAGCGCCAGCAAGACCUGGGAGCUGAGUCUGUACGAGCUGCACCGAACCCCGCAGGAGGCCAUCAUGGACGGCACGGAGAUCGCGGUGUCCCCGCGCAGCCUGCACAGCGAGCUCAUGUGCCCCAUCUGCCUGGACAUGCUCAAGAACACCAUGACCACCAAGGAGUGUCUGCACCGCUUCUGCUCCGACUGCAUCGUCACCGCGCUGCGCAGCGGGAACAAGGAGUGCCCCACGUGCCGCAAGAAGCUGGUGUCCAAGCGCUCGCUGCGGCCCGACCCCAACUUCGACGCGCUCAUCUCCAAGAUCUACCCGAGCCGCGACGAGUACGAGGCGCACCAGGACCGCGUGCUGGCCAAGCUCAGCCGCCUGCACAACCAGCAGGCGCUCAGCAGCAGCAUCGAGGAGGGGCUCAAGAUGCAGGCGCUGCACAGGGCGCAGCGGGUGCGGAAGCUGCAGGCCGAGUCGGACACGGCGACGUUCAGCGGCCCCGAGGACACCGGGGACAGCCGCUCCCAGCUGAGCGGCGCGUCCGGCGCCGCCGAGCCCGGGCCCAGCCGCAAGCGCUCCCGCGGCUCCGACGAGUCGGGGGCGGAGCCCGAGCCCGAGACCCCGCCCCAGGAGGGCGUGGCCGGGCGGGGCAGCCCCGAGCCCGGCGGGGACGCGGGGGGCGGCAGCGAGAUCGAGCUGGUGUUCAGACCGCACCCCCUGCUGGUGGACAAGGGCGAGUACGCGCAGACACGGUACGUGAAGACGACGUCCAACGCCACGGUCGAUCACCUCUCCAAGUACCUGGCGCUGCGCAUCGCGCUGGAGGAGGCGCCGGGGGGGCCCGAGGCCGCGCUGGGGGACGUGAGCGAGAAGCAGUACAGCAUCCACAUCGCCGCCGCCGCCAGCUUCACGACCCUGAACGGGUCCCUGACGCUGGAGCUGGUGAACGAGAAGUACUGGAAGCUCAGCAAACCCCUGGAGCUCUACUACGCACCCACCAAGGAGCAGAAAUAGGGGGGGCACGGGGACCCCCCCCGGGGUCACCCCACGGACCCCCCAGGGUCACCCCACGGACUGGCUGGGGGGCCAGAGGGGUUUGCUGUUGGAUUGGGGGGGCACUGGGGACACACCCCCCCCAGUCCCUUGUCACCUGCUGGGGGGGGCAGCCCCAUUGUUCGUCCGCCCCCCCCCCACCAGGGAGGGACUCGGGGGGGUUAAUGGGGACAACGGGGGGGGUGACAGUUCCCUGGGGGUCCCCACCUCCCUGUGACCCCCCAGUGGGGUGAACCCCCCCGUGUGUCCACCCGUGGCAGCAGGUGGUGUCACUGGGGCGGGGGGGGGGGGGUGGUGGUGACAGUCCCUUGUCACCUGCUGGGGGGGGGGCAGCCCCAUUGUCCCCCCCAGGGAGAGAUUGUGGGGGGUUAAUGGGGACAAUGGCGGGGGGGGGGGUGAUAUUUCCCUGGGGUCGCCCCCCCCCCCCAUAGCAACAGGUGGUGUCACCGCAGCGUGACGUCACCUCCUGCCCUUUGUCCCCUGGGGGCGGGGGGGGACAGUCCCUUGUCACCUGCUGGAGCCGGGGGGGGGGGGGGGGGGGACGGACGUAUCCAUGGGGGUCCCCAUCUCCCCCCCCCCGCCAAGUGGGGUGACCACGGUGUCACUGGGUGGGGGGACACACAACCCCCCCAGCAAUAAACCAUCACUCGCGUCCUUUCUCACCUUUA